UCGCCAUCGCCAGUUUUCGACUCGUGUUCGCCUUGUUCGCUCGCGGUGCGUUCCUCGGUUCACAGCAGACACGAGACCGACCGCGAUAACCGCGAUACGCACACACUUCUCUUAUCCAUACAAAACAAUCAUUCUAAACGCACACAGAAUAAAAAAUAUAUUAUAUCCACGCGUUGUAGAUACAGCAGAAACAUUGCUUUGUAUAAUGUAAAGAAUUAAACCAAAUCAAAGCGUGACGAUUGCCGGCGAUAAACAAGAACUAUUUUAAAUCGUGUGAGUGGAAAAUUGUGCGCGAUGAGUGCGAGUUGUGUGUGACUUAAGACGAGAGACGGUAAGCAACAAGCGCACGUGCGUUUUAUCUUGAUUUGUAUUGGUGUGUUGUAUGUGUUCGAUGUUUUCUCGUUGUUAAAUUAGACUCAGUAACGCGUCUGAUCUGAUCGCUUCAUUUGUAUUAUAAUAAUCUAUCCAGUGUUCAUUCAAUUCAAUUUGCGCUUGAGCGGCUUAAGUAAUAUUUCUGUGAAUGUCAACGAAUCGCCGAUAAUACGUUCCAAUAGGAUAAUAGGCCAAUUACUCGAAUAACACUGAUGAUAAUCAUCAUCAACAUCAUCAGCAUCCACAUCAGCGAAAAUAAUCUAUAAGAAUUUUGGCGUUUUUGCAUAAAUAUCAAUAAAACUAUGCCAAUUGGAUGGAUUUGUUAAUAUGUCGUAUCCAAAUGAAGCUGCAUAUGUUGUUGAGGAUGAGCGGUCGCGGGCUGAUGAAGGGCCUUGAACGAUGAGUUUCGCCGUCCGCCCAUGGACCUCCCCACGACAGUGCAGAUCUGCUUCAGCGUGGGGUCGCGCCACGAAACCGCGCUCUUCAGAUCAGACACCCCAACUGAACAAAUUAAAGAUUUGUUCAGGUCAGCGGCGGAGGCGGGCCCUCGAGACAUUUUGAAGCUGUACAAUCGCAAAGGUCAGCUGCUGAACAUCAACCAGGACCUGCCGUCGAAUACUGUGGAGGAAAGAUACGCAUUGCAAGUGGUUGCGGCGCAUGGUUGCGCCAUGCUGCGCGAGGACACCGGUGAACACCUGCAGGCGCUGGAGGCACGCAUCUCCGAGAUAGAGCGGCUCCUGAAGGCAGAUAUCCCGCUACCGCCCAGCGUCUGCCAGCUGGAGCGGCAGGUAGACGAGUUUCGGCAUAAAUUGGAGACGACUGAAAGCUUGAGUUGGCUAGGCUUUUACAAAGAAUUGCCGGAACCGCUGUCAACAGACGAAUGCCGGCGGCUGCAGUACCGGAGAAAAAGCGAUUCGCUGAAAAAACGCGUGAAGCAAAACUUUUUAAAUAUAUGUGAUGCACAAGUAUCGGAUUCGGUUCGCAAUUGGCUGCGAAUGCCCACAUUUGACAGCCGCCAGUGGGAGGAUGAGGAAUUGCUGUUGAUGCUGCAGCAAAUGUAUUUGGACUAUGAUCUCUGCGCCAAGUUUGCGAUUAACAUUAAUACGCUUAGAAACUUUUUAUAUGAGACCUACAAGAAUUACAAUGACGUGCCGUUUCAUAACUUUCGCCAUUGUUUCUGCGUCACGCAAAUGAUGUACGCCAUUUUGUGGACCGUUGAUCUGCCGUCGAAAAUUGGCGACCUUGAAGUAUUAAUACUACUCACAUCAUGCAUCUGCCACGAUCUUGACCAUCCCGGGUAUAAUAAUAUCUAUCAGAUUAACGCGAAAACUGAAUUGGCGAUUCGCUACAAUGAUAUUUCGCCGCUGGAGAACCAUCAUUGUAGUGUUGCUUUUCGCGUGCUUGAGAACGAAGACUGCAACAUAUUCAAGUCAUUUUCCAUGGAACAGUUUAAGCAGAUCCGCGAAGGGAUGAUCCGCUGUAUUCUUGCUACGGAUAUGGCACGUCACAAUGAGAUACUCUCGCAGUUUAAGGAAGUCACACCUGAGUUUGACUAUCAGAAUAAGACUCAUGUCAAUCUGCUUUGUAUGGUAUUAAUAAAAGUGUCGGACAUUUCGAAUGAAGCCCGACCUAUGGACGUGGCCGAACCAUGGUUGGAUCGUCUUCUGCAGGAGUUUUUCAAACAGUCUGAUGCUGAAAAGUUGGAAGGACUGCCAGUCACGCCCUUUAUGGAUCGCGAGAAGAUUACGAAACCGUCGUCUCAGUGUUCGUUCAUCGGCUUUGUACUUUUGCCUCUCUUCGAGGCCCUCGGAGAAUUAUUUACUGACUUACAGGAUCUCAUUGUGCAGCCGGUGCGAGACGCGCUUGACUAUUAUAAACGUCUCAACGACGCCACCAAAGAGGAGCGCCUGCAUAGGAAGAGUAUUGUUGCAGAAUUAGCCGCGGAACUGCCCUCGCCAUCUCAGAACUCCAUUGACAGUAGCACGACCAGUUUAAGUAAGUCUGCAUCUGGAUCAAACGUUCGUCUUCGUAAGAGUUUGAGUUUUCAACAGAACCGUUCAAGGUCCAAGUCGACUGACGAGGAUACCGAAAUGGACGAGGCUGCCGUGGUGAACAAUGAGGAAACUAGUUUGGCGGACGUUGCGGAGGAUCCAGAGAGUGGCGAUUCGGAGACAGCCAACGAGGUGGAGGUCUCGGAGAAGGCGCUAAAGUUUAAAAUCUCCACCGAAGGUAAUGUGAGCACGGGGCGUAAGAGUUAUCCCGGAUCUCGUAAGGGUAGUAGGGAGCGCGGUCAACAUUUCGAGCUGGCGAAGGCGAUUCAGCGCGGGAAACUCAAAUCGGGCGCGCUGAGCUUCGAUCAAAAUUCUCUGAGCAAUCACAAAAAAUUGUCGUUUGAUCCGCCUCAAUUCCUAGACGAGUACGGUAUUAGUUUUAAGCAGCGCUUUGAUCGUUCUCCAUCCCCAGACGGCGCCGACUCGACGCACUCGUCCGACUGUGUUGUCUCCAAAGAGACGCUCAAUUUGAACAAGCGCAAUUCGGAGCAUUUCGUCAAGCAGCUGCCCGCUGAUGAGAAGAAGAGCAUACUCAAGCACACCGAGCACAACAAAUACGAACCGGGGGGUGGUGGUGGUUCUACUACUGCUUCUUGUUCCGAAGGCAACGGAAAGUGCGACACUGGCAAACGCCAAGGCUUCACCCUGAAGGGCUUCACGCGGCAUAGCUGCGACAAGACGGCUGCCGACGGCGGUUCGUCCUCUGAAUCCAAGCGGUCACUGAUGACGCGUUUUAAGCACUUUACUGACAAGCUGGGCAUGUUGGAUAGGGAUGCAAAGUUUCGCAAUCCGAAGUUGUUCCUCAUUCGUAACAAUAACAGCGCACCGCGGAUGCAUCCCAAGAAAAAGUCGGAGGAUAGUUCAUGCUGCAUGUCGAACGACACCUCCAUUGAUGAUGUACGUAAGGCAAGCACCUUGCCAAAGACAAAAAAGAUGGGUCUCGCGAAAAAAAGUUGGAAGUUUUUGAUUAUGGGCAAAGAAAAAGCAGCGUCUAGCAGCUUGGAGGGCGGUUGGGGUUCAGAUGCGGAGAUGAAUAAAGCCGCCGAUGAUUCCCUGCUGCCCUCUACUUCUCAAUCGCAAAGCAAUUUGAUUGUGGCUGCGGGUGAGGGUGUGGGCGAAAGCUCAGGGGAAGCAGGCAGUGUCGACAUCUGUCGCAAACCGACUGCGGCCAAAAAGGACGAACAGGAUCUGUCUAAGGGCGGUGUUAGCGACGAGGACGAACUGGACGACGGAACAGGUGCAGGAGAUGAGCGACGAUCCAAUUUGACAGGAGAUUAGUCCCGCUGAGAGCGAAAGCUUCGCCACUUAUAUUUUCUGCCGGUGUUGUAAAUAUAAAAAGGCCAACAUUAGAGAAAACGUUUAGACUGUUGUAAAUAAAAAAUUAUAAGUUAUAUUUAUUUUAAUUUGGUUUUAUUUAUUUAUUAGCGGAACUUUCCAUUUGUUUGUGUGCCAUAUAUACAUAGAUAAAUUCACUUUUGUUUACCUGUGAUAUAUUUUACAUUCUCUGUCUGUCUGGUGGGCACAAUUGGUUGAAAACGUUUUCAAGUCAAUUAAAAAAACAACAAACAGUUUUCUUGAUAUUUGUUGAUCAUCUUGAUGAAUAUUACCUAAAUAAAUCGAUAAUGGCACUAUAUAGAAACCAAUUGACCUAUUGAAAUUGUAAAAACAUUCCUGGUGCACAAGUAUAUGUUCCUAAAGUAUAAUCUAUCUGUCAAACGACCAUGAAACGUACCAAUAAUCUUAAAUUUAUACUCGUACAUAUCUCUCGUGCAUCAGGCGCCUAUAGUACGUAUUAGAAGGUGUGUAAAAGUGGAAAGUGGAUAGAGAUCUAUUUAAAAAGAGUUGUUAAACGCUGGCAAUGUUUAAAAAAAAUGUAUAAAUGUAAUUGUGAUUCUAGUCUAUUUUAAGUGAUGUAGAUAUUUCUUUCACACUCUGACACACUGCUAUUUACUGUUCAAUAUCUUGCAGUUUGCUCUACAAACUUGCCAGAUUAGUCAAUCGAUUGUGAAUGUUUAAUCAAAUACAUACUUUACACUUGUUUGCAUUGUUUGCCGUUUUAUCCGAUUCAAUUAGAGGUGCCAAACAAAUUCACACCGAAUUAAUAAAUUGAUUUUUGGUUGAUAUGAAUGUGAAAUACAGGGCUCUAAAUUUUACUAACUACAUUUAAGUCACCAGAUUGAAAGAGACAAAGACGAACACUCAUAAUAGUCUACACAUAUCAAUAUUGAGAAGAUUGCGAGUGUUGUGACUUUGAUAUUAACGGAUAGCCGAACUUGUGUUUGAUAAUAUUGAAAUGUUGAAAAGGAACCAAUACGAUAACAAAUAGAGGAGAUGUGAAUUUACACCAUUUAUAAAUAAUACACUGAUAAAUAUUUGGAGAAGAGUUUUUCUAGUUGAUGAUUGCUGACAAAUCUAUAUUCUUCCUACUUGAUUAGAUGUAAGUAAUAUAUACUUGUAGAUAACUUAUAGAAAAAUAUAUAGGUAAAUGAAUAUCGAAUUGAUUGAUUACUGCUUUGUUAUUUUAUCUUUUUCUUGAAGUGUAAUUGUAAUUAUCGAAUCGAAUUAUUUACCAGUUUCACUAAACUUUGAUUCAUCAGUGAUGUAUGCAUGAAUUUACAUGAACUUAUAUUAGAAUGUGUACAACUAUUUUCUUUCAACAUGAACACAUUGGUUUUAAUUUAUAGCAAUGUGAAAUAAAUGUGACUAAAUAAAA
Molecule: messenger RNA, 5136 nt
Organism: Dalotia coriaria
Lineage: Eukaryota; Metazoa; Arthropoda; Insecta; Coleoptera; Staphylinidae
Gene: Pde9
Product: phosphodiesterase 9
Biological process (GO): cGMP catabolic process; signal transduction
Molecular function (GO): 3',5'-cyclic-GMP phosphodiesterase activity
Source: RefSeq, a predicted model, not a curated record